AUGAAAACUUUACUAUUCUCCACCACCAUCAUCCCACUUGCAUGCGGUGGAGCCACCACUUUUCGACGUCCACAAUCCAUCUCCGCCAUCUCAAAACAACCGGUGUCAACACUGCAUCAACGUAGAAUUACCCAUCCAAUGCCACCAGAAAAACUAGAAGUGUUCAAGUCACUGGAAUCAUGGGCCUCCGAUUAUGUACUGCCACUCCUCAAGCCCGUGAACAAAUGCUGGCAGCCGAGUGACUUUCUCCCUGAUCCCACCCAGCCUACUGACGACUUCAUGGAUGAAGUUCGGAUGUUGCGCGAGCGUACGAUGGGGCUUCCGGAUGAAUAUUUUGUAGUAUUGGUGGGGGAUAUGAUUACUGAAGAAGCACUACCUACAUAUCAAUCUACAAUAAAUGCAUGUGAUGGGAUUCGAGAUGAGAGUGGAGCAAGCCGGAGCCCAUGGGCUACUUGGCUGCGAUCUUGGACUGCAGAGGAAAAUAGGCAUGGAGAUUUGCUUAGGACGUAUCUUUAUCUUUCGGGCCGGGUUGAUAUGUCGAUGAUUGAGAAGACAAUACAUCAAUUGAUUGGAGCUGGAAUGGAUGUCGGGUGGGACAACAAUCCUUAUCUAACGUUCGUCUACACAUCAUUCCAAGAGCGAGCCACCUUUAUUGCUCAUGGUAAUACAGCUCGACUAGCGAAGGAGGGAGGGGAUCCGGUUCUUGCAAGGAUAUGUGGGACGAUUGCGGCCGACGAGAAGCGCCAUGAGCAUGCAUAUGUGAGAAUCAUCAAGAAGCUACUCGAGAUCGAUCCAAAUGAAACCAUGCUAGCCAUAAGUAAAAUGAUGAGAAAGAGAGUCAUAAUGCCAAGUCACCUAAUGUGCGAUGGUCGGGACCCUCAUCUUUUCCAACAUUUCUCAUCCGUGACCGAACGGAUUGGGGUUUACACGGCUAUUGAUUAUAUCGAAAUCUUGGAGUUCUUGAUCGAAGAGUGGAAUUUGGAGAAGCUCGAGGGGCUAAAAGGCGACGGGAGGCAUGCGCAAGAACAUGUCUGCGAUAUACCGACUAGGAUGAGGAAAGUGCUGGAGCAAGCGGUUGAACGAGUUGGGAAAAUGGAGGCUAAAGGCCAAAACUUCAGUUGGAUCUUUAACAGAGAAGUUACUAUGUAGGGUUAAAUAUAACAAUUCUCUGUGUGAAAAUAUAAAGUUAAAAGGGUUUUCUUAAAUAAAGAAAAGACAAUGUGCGCGACCCCCUGUUGCAUAAGGUAGUGAUUUUUAGUCUUUUUAACUAAUAUUAUGAUUUAAUGUUAGACUUCUGUGUAACAUAUGUUUAUAUAAGAUUAUCAAAAAUAAAAACAAGCU
Molecule: messenger RNA, 1341 nt
Organism: Sesamum indicum (sesame)
Lineage: Eukaryota; Viridiplantae; Streptophyta; Magnoliopsida; Lamiales; Pedaliaceae
Product: stearoyl-[acyl-carrier-protein] 9-desaturase 6, chloroplastic
Biological process (GO): fatty acid biosynthetic process
Cellular component (GO): chloroplast stroma
Molecular function (GO): stearoyl-[ACP] desaturase activity
Source: RefSeq, a predicted model, not a curated record